AUGGUAGAGAUGCUGCCAACUGCCGUUCUGCUGGUCUUGGCAGUGUCUGUGGUUGCCAACGAUAACACCACGUGUGAUGGCCCCUGUGGGUUACGAUUCAGGCAGAACCUACAAGGAAGCAUCCGCAUCGUCGGAGGGCAGAAUGCGGCGCUCGGGGCCUGGCCCUGGAUGGUCAGCCUCCAGGUCUUCUCUUACCACAACAACCGGAGGUAUCACGCCUGCGGAGGCAGCUUGUUGAACUCCCACUGGCUGGUGACUGCCGCUCACUGCUUCAGGAACAAAAAAAGAGUGUAUGACUGGAGACUGAUUUUUGGAGCAAGGGAAAUUGAGUAUGGGAGCAAUAAUCCAGUGAAGCCACCUCUGCUGGAGAGACAUGUCGAGCAAAUCAUCAUUCAUGAAAAAUAUUCCCCUCAUUCAGAGGCAAACGACAUCGCUCUCUUGAAGAUCACCCCUCCUGUUCCAUGUGGGCACUUCAUCGGACCAGCCUGCCUGCCCCAAUUUAGGGCAGGCCCACCUAGAGUUCCCCAGACAUGCUGGGUGGCUGGCUGGGGAUUUAUAAAAGAGAAUGCCCGCAAGACAUCACCUAUACUGCAGGAGGCGCCUGUGGAUCUCAUCGACCUCGACUUAUGUAACUCGACUCGGUGGUACAAUGGGCGCAUUCGUUCAACCAAUGUGUGUGCAGGGUAUCCUGAAGGCAAGAUUGACACCUGCCAGGGGGACAGCGGCGGGCCUCUCAUGUGCAGAGACAGAGUGGAAAACGCCUAUGUGGUCGUAGGAGUCACAAGCUGGGGGGUAGGCUGUGCCCGUGCUAAGCGCCCCGGAGUCUACACGGCUACCUGGCCCUAUCUGGAUUGGAUUGCUUCCAAGAUCGGUUCUAAUGCCUUGCACAUGAUUCAACUGGGCAUCCCUUCCCUUCCUACUACUCAAGUGCCUCCAGCUAGACCACACUCUGUUCAGCCUAUUCGCCCUCUUUGGUCCUUCCAACACCCUCCUCAACCACCUCCCCCCAGAACACCUGCACCCCAACCCCAACCCCAACCCCCAGCCCCACCUCCACCCCCACCCCAAACUUCUACCAAACCUCCCCAAGCACUUUCUUUUGCCAAGCGACUACAGCAACUCGUAGAGGACUUGAAGAGAAAGUCCUUUUCAAAUGCAAAGGGCUAUUAUGAAAUGGAGACCACAGACCUCCCAGAACUGACCGCAGCCUCUUGA
Diceros bicornis minor is the source of this 1215-nucleotide messenger RNA. RefSeq names its product acrosin (gene ACR). The transcript is spliced from 5 exons. Gene Ontology annotation, molecular function: serine-type endopeptidase activity. NCBI's taxonomy places the organism in Eukaryota, Metazoa, Chordata, Mammalia, Perissodactyla, Rhinocerotidae. The coding region runs from base 1 to 1215 and encodes 404 amino acids. Gene Ontology annotation, cellular component: acrosomal vesicle. The record is from RefSeq and is a predicted model, not a curated record. Gene Ontology annotation, biological process: proteolysis; acrosome reaction.